Molecule: messenger RNA, 306 nt
Organism: Fulvia fulva
Lineage: Eukaryota; Fungi; Ascomycota; Dothideomycetes; Mycosphaerellales; Mycosphaerellaceae
Exons: 1
Coding region: 1-306 (101 amino acids)
Source: RefSeq, a predicted model, not a curated record
AUGUACCCAUUUCUUCUAGUCUAUACUGUAUAUGCUCUUGCCAUCUCUGCUCCUGCUCUGCCCUCGUCUCCUCUUCUGCCUGUUAAAGGCGAUGCUAUACGGCCCUUGCAGCAGAUCUCCAUUCCAUCAGUCGCUGGGACAGAGUCGUCUCAAACAGCACUGCUGAAGUCAGGACUCGACUUCUUCGACCCGGGUCGACGUGGUUGUGACGGUCUUCUCUCGAUAGUCCGGCGUGACAACGCUCUCGACUCGUCAAGCCCCUCUGAAGUACCGUCUUUUCGCACUCACUUUGAAAACACUCUUUGA